GCUUCUGGGAAGUGUGGCAAGGGAGGUCGGGGCUCCCGUCGAUGCAUCGGGGUCAGAGUUGACGAGUGGUUACUAUGGCGGCUUCGAUAGUUGUUAGUAGGCCGCUGGCCUUGUGGCGGGGCGUCGGUGCUCUAUUUACUGCCGGCCCGGGGAGGUGCAGCUUGGGAGCUGGGUGUAGGUCCGUUGCACAUGAGAGCCGAGGCUGGAAGACUGAGACUGUACGAACGCCUGGAGCGAGGUGCUACAGUGAAAACGCAACGGGACCAGAGCUGCGAGUGCAUCACCUAGAGGCAGAGUCGGCAGGAAUUGUUGUAUUUGGAAUAAAUAGACCACAGUCCAAAAAUGCAAUCAGCAAAAACCUUGUGGAAAUGAUGAUAGCAGCAAUGGAAGAAGUGAAACGUGAUAAUAGUGUUCGAACAGUUAUAUUGCGCAGUGAGGUACCAGGAAUAUUUUGUGCAGGUGCUGAUUUGAAGGAGAGAGCAAAAAUGCAGCCUAAUGAAGUUGGUCCAUUUGUUUCCAAGGCUAGAAAUGUAAUUAAUGAACUUGGUAAUCUUCCAAUGCCCACAAUUGCCGUACUUGAUGGAGCUGCCUUGGGAGGAGGUCUAGAAAUGGCUCUAGCCUGUGACAUUCGUGUAGCUGCCUCUUCUGCAAAAAUGGGACUUGUUGAAACCAAAUUGGCAAUUAUUCCCGGUGCAGGUGGUACGCAGCGCCUCCCUCGUAUUGUAGGAGUAUCCCUGGCAAAGGAACUUAUCUUUUCUGGACGAGUAGUUGACGGCACUGAAGCAAAAGCAAUUGGUCUGGUUAGUCAUGUUGUGGAGCAAAAUGAAGCAGGAGAUGCAGCCUAUCACCGAGCAGUAUCCCUUGCAAAAGAAUUUUUACCUCAGGGGCCUAUUGCAGUGAGAUUAGCAAAACUAGCCAUCGACCGAGGGAUAGAGGUUGAUUUGAAAACAGGCUUAGAAAUUGAAGAAGCUGGUAUGCUCAGGAUAAACAAAUUAGCUGGUCAGUAUGAAAAUGAGCAGCAGCACAUGUUCAGCCAAUUUCCUUUGUGGGUAAUUCCAACAAAGGACAGAAUUGAAGGACUUAAUGCCUUCAAAGAAAAACGACCACCCUGCUACACUGGGGAAUAAAAAGACACAAGUAGCAUGUGGAAUGAAAGAAAAUAUUUAUGGUGUUUUUCUAUCUGUGGUGUUCAGAUGUUUACUGAAGAAAUACUGUCCAAGAGCCAUAAGUGUAUUAUCUCAUGGAAAAUGUAUAGUGCUGCUGUAUAUUUUUCUGUACAUUAAACAUUUGCUGCAUAUAAAAUUUUGGAUUCAUAUUUACCCUAUUUUAUGAAGCAUAAAAUAUUGUAGCUGAGGUCCAUUUCUCCUUCUGAUUCAGAAUAAAUUUGAAGCAGUUACUAAUGCCAGAAAUAAGAUAGGAAUUGGCCCAUUUAGCACCUCAAACUGUACCACCACUCAGUAGGUUCAUGAUUGAUUUGUAUUC
Molecule: messenger RNA, 1482 nt
Organism: Pristis pectinata (smalltooth sawfish)
Lineage: Eukaryota; Metazoa; Chordata; Chondrichthyes; Rhinopristiformes; Pristidae
Gene: auh
Product: AU RNA binding protein/enoyl-CoA hydratase
Exons: 11
Coding region: 75-1127 (350 amino acids)
Biological process (GO): fatty acid beta-oxidation
Cellular component (GO): mitochondrion
Molecular function (GO): enoyl-CoA hydratase activity
Source: RefSeq, a predicted model, not a curated record